GAAGAAAAUAAUGUCGAUGGGCACCAAGGUUAUGCUGAUGGCCAACUCACUAUCCCAAUUCCGGCCGCUGACAUGCGUUGCCGCUGGCAAUAUCUACCACGGCAGGCUGGUUCCACAGCCACCGGACCUAAUUAAAUGGGUGAGAAGAGAAGGUGGGUUUGUGCACCAGGGUGUGAAGUUAACACAUCAACUGAACUCCUCCGACGGCAUUGGUCUCAUGGCAACUGAAGAAAUCCCAAAAGGGUCUGAUCUUAUUGUUCUUCCUGAUCAUAUACCAUUGAAAUUUGGGGCUUCUGAAGCGGAUUCUGAAAGUGGGCCGUACACUUCUUUGGUCAAGCUCGCUCAACAUAUUCCUGGUAUCACUCUUUCCUGAUGUUUCUUUAUGUUUACAAUUUAUUUGGCUGUCCAGAUUGCAUUUUUAUGCUCUCAUUUAUUUAGCAUGUACUGCAAGGUUUCUGUUUAUCUGAGUCAUUUUAAGUGUAGGUUAGUGACUAUAUUCUUGUGAAUUAGGCUUUUGAAUUUUGAACAUAAAGGAGUAAACUGGACUUUUGGAGAAUUUGACAGAGGAGCUGUGGUCUAUGAAACUUGGUUUGAAGCUUUUACAAGAAAGGGCAAAAAAGGGUUCCUUCUGGUGGCCAUACAUCAGCAAUCUCCCAGAAACAUUUACUGUCCCUAUAUUCUUCCAAGGGGAAGAUAUAAAGAACUUGCAGUAUGCUCCUAUACUUUAUCAGGUUAACAAAAGAUGCCGGUUUCUUCUUGAAUUUGACAAACUAGUGAAAGAGGAACUUCAAAAUCUGAAAGCAAGUGAUCACCCUUUUUCAAGCCAGGAUGUAGAUGCAUCUUCACUUGGUUGGGCAAUGUCAGCAGUUUCUUCUCGUGCAUUCCGCUUGUAUGGCAACAAACUACCAGAUGGGACACACAGUAAUGUCCCCAUGAUGCUUCCACUUAUUGAUAUGUGCAACCACAGCUUCUGCCCAAAUGCUGAAAUCGCACAGGAACAGGAUGCGCCAAAUGGAAGAAUGCUGGUGAAGGUUGUUGCAGGAACACAAAUAAAACAGGACGAUGUAUUACAUCUUAACUAUGGGAAUUUGAGUAAUGAUCUCUUUCUUCUGGAUUACGGAUUUGUAAUAUCCUCAAAUCCUUAUGACUGCGUUGAGCUUAAGUAUGAUUCAGCUUUGCUGGAUGCUGCUAGCAUGGCUGCCGGAAUAUCUUCUCCAAACUUCUCUUCACCAACUCCGUGGCAACAGCAAAUUUUAUCUUUGCUGAAUCUAGAUGGAGGAGAUCCUCAAUCACUAAAGGUAAGCCUAGGAGGAUCAAAGGUAGUAGAGGAUCGUCUGUUGGCAGCCUUGCGAGUGUUACUAUCAAAUGAUGAGGAGCUUGUACAAAAACAUGAUUUGGAUACUCUUAAGUCAAUAUCCGUUGAAGCUCCUUUGGGAAUAUCAAAUGAAAUUGCUGCUUUCCGUACUCUGAUUGCCUUGUGUGUCAUUGCUCUGGGACACUUUCCAACCAAGAUCAUGGAAGAUGAGGCCUUGUUAAAACAAAAGGUAUCCGCGUCAUCCGAGUUGGCUAUCCAGUUCAGAAUUCAGAAGAAGUCUCUUAUUAUUGAUUCCAUGCGGGAUCUGACUAGGAGAGUGAAAUUACUUUCUUCAAAACAAUCAUUGGCCUCUCAAGUGUAGUUUUCCAUUUACUGGUUCUUUCUUUAAACUUAUAUGCCCCGAGUGUUUACAUAUUACAGUAGUCCAUCACACUGCUGUUGAUAGGACUGAGGUUCAUCAGUUUACCUUGGUUGAGUCGGAAGCUUUGCUUGUUUUGCUUCUUUCUUGGAGUUUUGGCCAUGAACAGAUGAUAUGUAGUGGCUUUCUUAGACUUGGUACAUGUAGAAUUGUCACUUCAUUACAAGAUUUUGGCAAUUUUUUCCACCUCGAAGCUUGAUUCUUAGAUUCACCCAUUGUCGAUGAUGAAUUAAAAGCUGAAAAUUUAUCUGUAAAUCUACAAUCAUCUGUGAACACCAAGACCGACAGCAUAAUCACUUUUAUACUCAUUCUUCCUAUUAGCAGCGGCUAAUUUAUGAAGGAAAAAGAAGU
Molecule: messenger RNA, 2084 nt
Organism: Oldenlandia corymbosa var. corymbosa
Lineage: Eukaryota; Viridiplantae; Streptophyta; Magnoliopsida; Gentianales; Rubiaceae
Source: the annotation of a GenBank genome assembly